AUGGCAAGCAAAGAAGAGAACAAAACGUUGAGUCAGGUGUACCAGGAGGAAUUUCAACCGGAUUAUUACAUCAAUCGAUAUUAUUCGGGCAUAGAUGCUGGAAACGAGUUCUGUCUAAAGAAUCUUCAUCAAUUCUUUGAACAAGAAUGUGGGGAGAAUAAAAACAGGAAAAAAGUUUUGGAAGUUGGUUCGGGACCUUUACCACUUUACGUAAUGUCAGCAAGUCGCUGGAGUAAUUCAAUUGUCUGUAGCGACUUCCUCCAACAAAACAGAGGAAAGUUGACCCAAUGGCUCUCAGAUGGACGGGAGGCUGACGAGAUUUGGUCAUCUGCCGAUAAAGAAUACGCAUUUCUCGUGUUGGAACGCGUCCGUCAUUCCGUUCGAUGCGUAAUACCGUGUGACGUGCUGCAAAGUGAUCCGCUUUUGGGCCACACAGAGUCCCCAUUCGACAUCAUCAUUUCGGUAUUUUGUCUUGAAUGCGCCGUAUCAUCCCCAAAAGAAUAUUCGAGUACUGUCUCCAAUGUAGUCCGCCUCUUGAAUCCUUCUGGACACCUGAUCAUGAUGGGAGGAUUAGAAGGUGAACAUUACUUUAUUCGAGACCGAAAGAUUCCAAGGAUCAAACUCACUCGGGAGAUGAUCAACUUGGCCUUGCAAAAUGCAGGGUGUGAAAUUGUUACCUGGCAUGAAUUACCGCGAAAUUUACGGCCUCCGGAACUUCCGAUUGAUUACACAGCAAUGUUCUUUUGUGUAGCCAAGAAAAUAUGUUGA
Messenger RNA from Daphnia pulex (common water flea), 768 nucleotides. Its product is annotated as indolethylamine N-methyltransferase-like. The record is from RefSeq and is a predicted model, not a curated record. The transcript is spliced from 4 exons. Lineage: Eukaryota; Metazoa; Arthropoda; Branchiopoda; Diplostraca; Daphniidae. Bases 1 to 768 code for a protein of 255 amino acids. Gene Ontology annotation, cellular component: cytosol. Gene Ontology annotation, molecular function: N-methyltransferase activity.